AACUCUCACUCAACGCUUGGAGGUAUAUUAAACCAACUGUCAUGCUUGUUUCAUGAGGCCAGGUGCCUCGUUGCUCAGCUCUUAAUUCUGACGUGUCGCCUCCCCAUCUAAUUUCUUCCCUUCAAUUACUCGUAUCUUGUUAUCCCUUAUCGCAUUGAAUGAGCGAGGAAUGACGUCUCUCCGUUCUUGCAUAGUCGAUUUCAUUUACGAAUCCUUGAUUGUCUGAUGUUCACGGUGGGACCGGCCGAUCGAGUCCUCCUUCGCCAUGGUCGCCCCAAGGAACGCCGCAUACGCUGAGGAGAGUGCAGAGGUUGAGGUUCUCUACGCCAAUCUUGAGAAGCUCAAGCUCCUCACCAAGAAAAUCCAGGGCUCCUUGGUGCGUCUUGAAACCGGUGGGAACGUGGUCAAGCAUGCCAUCGGUCCUAUCUACAGUAAUACCCAGUCCCUCCAGAUCACCAACAGCAACAUUGAAAAGGUCAAUGAAGCUAUUGAGCGCCUGCGCCAACCCCUCAAUGCCAAAGGUCAAGAAGAAGGCAUUAUCCGUUCUGACCCUCAGAGUGUCGGAGUGUCGCAAUAUCUUUCGGCUGUGAGACGUGUAGAAAAGGCGCUCGCGGACUUGAACUCGACCAAUCUGCGAUCCAACCAGAAAGCAAUCACGGACUUCAACUCUUUACUGAGCCUCGGCAAUUCGCAACUUCAAGACUUGCUCCGCAGCCGGCUGAGCGAAAAUGUCGGUGCCAUCGAGCCAUUACACUACUUAACCAAAGAGCUUCCGUUCCCCUCACUCCCCGACGACGUCCUCACCGAAUUAGGACCCGUGUGCGCCACCAUUGCCUCUGCAGCAAGCUAUGGGCCUCAACGAGACGGCGGGAAUCCCGCGCUCAAGAUAUAUUCCGAUUUACGUGGACCGUAUAUAACGGCGAGUUUGCAGAACCUUGCUAUAGCGUCAUUGAAUACCGUCAAGAGAAGAGCUGCGGACGGCCCUUACCGACAAGGCACAAAUGGCAUCGGCAUCUACUCCAAUGCCUUGGAGAGCUUCAUCUACACGGAACAUGAUAUGAUUGUGAGGAUAUUCACUGGGGGAGAGCGUGGUCUGGCCCUGCAAGCGACGUGUCGCUCGGCCUUGACUGAGUACUCGCAGACACUUCGUGAGCUCAAUCACUACAUCCGAGCCAACCUAAUGACGGACUGUUUUCUGGCUUUCGAGAUUAUCGAAAUCGUUACUGCGAUGUCUUAUCGCGUCGAUUCAAAGACAGGAGAACUUAAGAGCUUGUUUAUCGAGGCGCUGAGGCCUGUCCGUGAAACAGCCAAAUCAUCCCUCUCGGAGCUCCUCGAAGAAACGAAGCGCAAGGCCGCAGGUAUAUCUAUGCUGCCUCCGGAUGGCGGAUCAGUGCCUCUUGUGGGCGAGGUGAUGAGCUCUCUGGCCACAUUAACUGGAUACUCCGGACCCCUGGCAUCGAUCCUGACCUCUUUGGGUGACGGAAACUGGCAUUCGACCGCCAACGCAGCCACUACACCCUUGGAUGUCAGCCCCGACAGUUCGACCCUGUUGUCGCAUUUCAUUCUUGAUAUGAUCGAAGCCCUAAUGAUCGCGCUUGAGGCACGAGGUCGAGCACUUCACCGCUCCAAGGCAGUACAGGGAGUGUUUCUGUCAAACGUCUUUUGCACCGUGGACCGCUCUAUCAGGUCGAGCCCAGAGCUAGCCAAAUAUCUUGGCUCUGGAGACAGCAUUGCACGGAUCGACUCCUUCCGGAAACGGGCGACAUCGACAUAUCUUGAUGCUUGGAAGGAGACAUCUCACUACCUUCUCGAUGUGCAGUACACCUCCCGUGGUUCCGGUCGGCCAACGUCCGGAGGCGUGGUUGAUUCCAGCGCCAUUGUCAAAUCGCUGUCGUCGAAAGAUAAAGACGCAAUCAAAGACAAAUUUAAGGCAUUCAACGCCAGUUUCGAAGAUCUGGUGACUCGCCAUAAGGCUCUUUACAUGGAACGCGAGGUGCGCGGGGUUCUCGCUCGGGAAGUGCAGGCAGUCCUGGAGCCUCUCUACGCGCGGUUUUGGGAUCGUUACCAUGAAAUCGACAAGGGCAGAGGCAAAUAUGUAAAAUUCGACAAAGCAAGUCUCUCUGCGCAGUUGGCAGCGCUGGGAUGAAUGCGGGCCAAACCCGCAACGAGCACUGUGGGGUCCGCCGUACCGAAUGCAGGAGGUUGGUCGUGUUGAUCAUUUACCUUCUAAUGGUUGGGUGGGAAUAAACGAGGGCCAAUUGGCGGAUAUAGGUUUCUUCUCGUCAUGUUUUAUUCUAACUAGAUUAUUUU
Molecule: messenger RNA, 2310 nt
Organism: Aspergillus aculeatus ATCC 16872
Lineage: Eukaryota; Fungi; Ascomycota; Eurotiomycetes; Eurotiales; Aspergillaceae
Product: EXO70 family protein
Exons: 3
Coding region: 266-2146 (626 amino acids)
Biological process (GO): exocytosis
Cellular component (GO): exocyst
Molecular function (GO): phosphatidylinositol-4,5-bisphosphate binding
Source: RefSeq, a predicted model, not a curated record